Molecule: messenger RNA, 2451 nt
Organism: Etheostoma spectabile (orangethroat darter)
Lineage: Eukaryota; Metazoa; Chordata; Actinopteri; Perciformes; Percidae
Gene: eaf1
Product: ELL associated factor 1
Exons: 6
Coding region: 490-1263 (257 amino acids)
Biological process (GO): transcription elongation by RNA polymerase II
Cellular component (GO): super elongation complex
Molecular function (GO): transcription elongation factor activity
Source: RefSeq, a predicted model, not a curated record
GCUUUUCCAACCUUAACCCGUUUCAGUGACAUGUACAAAAGGUUUAACUCAUUCUUCCAAUGGAUCAGGGAGGGUUUGGUCUUAAAAUAUCUGCAUUUAAGUAUAACAUGUUUUCCUAAAAGGAUCAAAAUGUUGAGAACAAAGUCUACCUUCUCAUCUUCAACAAAAACACCAAACCUUUAUAUUCAACACUGUCAGAGGUGGGGUGAAGGUGUAUCUAGUGGGUAAUCGGUUUUUUCCGAUGGUCAUGAAACUACCUGAAUGCGGCAUUGUUUUCGGUGGUAUUUGAUUGCCGGACCAAAAGCGGAAGAGGCGUGGUCAAGUGACGUAGGGGAUGUUUUGCUAACGGGUAGCUAACAGCUACUAGGCUAACUUUGUGUUACAGCAAAGCCUGUUCUAAUCUCCCCGACGUUACCCCAUACGGUCCUUUUCUCUUUGGAAACAUUUGACAUACGUGUGAAUUUUCGACAUUUUAAAACCACGCGAGACAUGAACGGGAGCACGAAUCCGCUGUUGGACAAAGAGGAGCAUGUUCUGAAGCUCGGAGAAAGCUUCGAGAAGAGGCCAAAGUCUUCCUUUCACACUAUCAGAUAUGACUUCAAACCGGCGUCCAUCGACACGAGCUGCGAGGGAGAGCUGCAGGUCGGGAAAGGAGAUGAAGUCACGAUCACGUUACCUCACAUCCCGGGCUCCACGCCUCCCAUGACGGUGUUCAAAGGAAACAAGCGGCCGUACCAGAAGGACUGCGUGCUCAUCAUUAACCACGACACCGGGGACUUCGUACUGGAGAAGCUGAGCAGCAGCAUCCAGGUCAAGAAAACCAGGGCGGAGGGCAGCAGUAAGAUCCAGGCACGGAUCGAGCAGCAGUCGGUUCGGUCCAGCCAGCCCAGCUCUCAGUUCCGGGCCCCCACCAAGCCCGGGGCCGGGGUCAAAACCUCCCCUUCUCCUUCCAAGGAUAAUCCCUCCCCAGAGCCUCAGCUCGAUGACAUCAAGAGAGAGCUGCGGGCCGAGGUGGAGGUGAUCGAGCAGAUGAGCAGCAGCGGCAGCAGCUCCUCGGACUCGGCCAGCGCCUCCGGGAGCGGCGACGACAGCAGCAGUGAGGGCGAGCACGACGCCCCCCGACCGCUCAGCCAGACCUCGCCCAGCCGCCCCCCCGUGGCCAACGGGGGAGCCGAGCGGCAGCAGGGCAACAACCAGCUCAUGAACACACUCCGAAACGACCUCCAGCUCAGCGAGUCGGGCAGCGACAGUGAUGACGACUGAACUCUCCGUUGGUCAGUCUCUCUCUCUCUCUCUCUCUUUCUCUCUCUCUCUCUCCACACACUCCUCCUUUCUGCCUGGUGCUACUGUUCCUUUGCUGUGAUAACUGACACCAGCUGUAUAUCUUGGUUUGACUGUUUUUCUGAUUAGAUUUUAGUAUAUAUCCCUAAAGCUGGCCAGCCUGGGACUUUAAGAGUGUAUUUUUAUUAGAUGUAUAUUUUGUUUUGUAUAGCGAGACUUGAGAGGUUUGGAAGAUUAUAUAUUAGAGUGCACAUACAUAUUUUCUGUACUUAGAGCUGCUAGUUUUAUCUACUCAUAUCAUGUGUUUUUGUUUUUAGGCUAAGACAGUGAAGAGAUUGUCUUAAAAUAUCAUCCCUCAUUCUCUCACCUUGUCUGGUUAUUCAUCAGAGAAGGUUGGGGGGGGGGGGGGGGGGGGGGGGGGGGGGGGCUCUCCACAUCGUUUGUGUCAAUUCACUAUGAAUACAAAAAUCGCAGCAUUGCACAGAUAAACCUGUGCAUCCUGCAACAUCAGCAACAAAUCAGAGAAAACACACAUCUGCUUAACUAGUGGGUUGAGAUCAGUGUGUACUCUGUGCCUUCCAUAGUUUUAAAGGGUUUGCUGGUUAUCUUUCAUGAAGUUAUAAAUCUCACCUUCAUUUGUUAGAAAUGAAUAAAUGUCUUUUUAUGGGAUUUGUUGACAAGAAGAAAAAUACAGAGUUGUACUCUUGGUCUUGAUCUUUAAACAGUUACUAGAUGAACUUUUAGGUUGCUGUUGUGUUAUGAUUUCACUUUUCAGGUUUUGGCAUUGUGAGUUCAGUUUAGUCAUACAACAGAUUUAGUAGAUUAAGAUUCUGCCUAAUUUGAUUUAGACUUCUGACAUCCAGAGCCACAUGGACCCCAUCAAUGGAGCCAAGUUGCAGCUGUUAAAAGCUGCAUUUCAUCAUUUUGUCAUCUGUUUUGUAACCAGAAGGGGGCAGAAAAGACCCCCAAAUCAAACUCACAGAAACACAGACCUGAUACUGUAUGUAUAAGCUAAUAAUGUUAUGGCUAAUGUGUUAGCAACAGUUGAAUGUAAGGUUGUUCUCCACAAACUCCUGAGAAAAAUAUCUGGCUUCUGUUUUUGAUCAGGGCGUCAGAAACUCCCACAUACGGUCUGUUUGUAGCUGGAGAAUCAAAAACACUGAGCCAAAA